Oncorhynchus nerka (sockeye salmon) is the source of this 2654-nucleotide messenger RNA. Its product is annotated as lysosome membrane protein 2-like. Gene Ontology annotation, molecular function: scavenger receptor activity. Bases 438 to 1955 code for a protein of 505 amino acids. The record is from RefSeq and is a predicted model, not a curated record. NCBI's taxonomy places the organism in Eukaryota, Metazoa, Chordata, Actinopteri, Salmoniformes, Salmonidae. Gene Ontology annotation, cellular component: plasma membrane; cytoplasm; lysosome. The transcript has 12 exons. Gene Ontology annotation, biological process: protein targeting to lysosome; receptor-mediated endocytosis.
UUUAUACAGCUUACUACACCUUCACCACCCCGGACUGCAGCCCAACUCCUUUUGCUGUGAAAUAUCUUUUACAUUAUUAACCAGAAAGCGGAUGGUUAAUUAAAGUUAGCUUAAUUCCCCUUUCUUGGACCGCCUAUAAACUAAGAAGAAUAAAGAAACGAUUACCGUUAUUAUUCAUUUUGUUGACUAAAAAACGGUCGCUCCUGCAGAAUAGAAGUUCUGUCACAUCUUGCAGAAACCAUCGGAAAAACGGACCACAAAGAUCAGUCAACAAGGUCAACUUUGAAUAAGUUUCUUUGUUACUGUUUGCACAGUGAAGGGAACUUGCAGAUAAAAACACAGCAGGCUCAGUAGCCACGUUUCAACGGCAUCAUCCUCCGCUUCUUCUACGCAGUGGUCGAACUUUUACGCACUGUUGUCUCGGAGUCACCUUUAUCAUGACGCGAAGAUCUUGUGCGAUAUAUGGAGUCGGGAUUGUUUGCGCCAGUCUACUGAUCAUCGGGAUUGGCUUGGUUGUGACUCAAGUAUUUCAAACUUUGAUCCAUAACCGGUUAAAAAAGGAGAUAACUCUGACAGAGGGUAGUCGUGUGUUUGAGACAUGGAAAAACCCUCCUCCUCCCGUCUUCAUGCAAUACUUCUUCUUCAACGUUACCAACCCAGAUGAGUUCCUGGAUGGAGCCAAGCCUAUCGUCUCUCAGGUCGGCCCUUACACAUACAGGGAGUACAGGCCCAAGGAAAAUGUGACGUUUGUAGAUAAUGGGACCAGAGUGUCUGCCUACCAACCCAAGUCAUUUGUGUUCCUGCCAGAGCGCUCUGUAGGUGAUCCUGAUUAUGACAUGAUCACAACCAUCAAUAUCCCAGCUGUGGCGGUGAUGAACAAGGUGAAGGAUAGUUUCUGGAAGAGUUCGAUGGUAUCUAUCUGGAUGAAUUCACUUCAUGUCGGCAUGUUCAUGACGCGCUCCGUCAACGAGCUGCUGUGGGGCUUCAAGGACCCUCUGUUGUCCCGCAUCCAUCCCAUGAACCCAGAGAUCGACGAGUACUUUGGCCUCAUGUACAAGAAAAAUGGAAGCAAUGAUGGUGAAUUUGUUUAUCAUACCGGGGAGGAGGACUUCAUGAACUACGGCAGGGUAGCCACGUUUAAAGGAGAAAGUAAACUGAGCCUGUGGACGUCUGAGCAGAGUAAUAUGAUCAACGGUACAGAUGGCAGUGCCUUCCACCCCCUGUUGUCCAAGACGGAGAGACUGUACAUCUUCAGUCCUGACCUGUGCAGGUCCAUCUUCAUGGAGUUUGAGAAAGAUGUGAAGGUGAAGGGGCUCCCUGCGUAUCGUUUCACCCCUCCUCGUGAUGUCCUGGCAAGCAAGGAGGAGAACCCAGCCAACGAAGGAUUCUGUGUCUCCCCCAAAGAGUGCCUGGGCACCGGCUUGCUCAAAGUCAGCGUAUGCCGAAAAGGUGCUCCAGUCGUGACGUCCUUUCCUCAUUUCUACCUGGGAGAUGAGAAGUACUCUAACGCCAUUGAAGGACUGGAUCCUGUCAGAGAGCAUCACCAGACCUACCUGGACCUGAACCCGACCACUGGUGUUCCUAUCCGGGCCAGUAAGAGAGCUCAGAUCAACAUCCUCAUCAACAGAAUCGGUGGCUUUCCGAAAACCAAAUCCCUGAACGAGACCAUCUUCCCUGUCAUGUUUAUCAAUGAGACGGUAGUGAUUGACGACGUGUCGGCGGCGAAGCUCCACAAACUGUUGCUGAUGGUGAUGCUGGUGUCCAACUCCCCUCUCGUCCUGGUUGGUCUGGGGGCCAUCCUGCUGCCGGUGUUCAUCGGCCUCAUCGUCUGCGAAUACAAACAGAAGAAGUCAACAAAGGAAGACACAUCUUAUUCCCCCGUGAGCAACAAGGAGGGUGACGAAAAAAAUGGCAGCAGCUACGUUGCCUUGACUCCCGUUAUUGACAAGUCUUGAGGAGGGAAUGGGGAGGGUUUAUGGAGAGACAGAUGUAGGAUCUUAAUAUGAACCAGUUUGCUACAGCAGUAAAAUAAUCCUGCUGCAACAGGAAAUGUGAAUUAUGUGGAUUAUAAUUAAUGGACAUUUUUGUAGGGUUUUUAAAAGUCAAAAACACUGCAAGUUUGCAAUUCUCAGAAACAAAAGAGUGAUCAAAUUACGAUCCUACAUCUGUAUAUCAUAUAUAUCAGUGUGAGUUGCUAUUCAGGGCUGGAUCGUUGUAAAUCAUUGUGGCACUAGUUAGACUACUUUGAUAUGUCUUCGUUUUUUGUUUUGUUACUUUGUUUAUUUGGAUCUGGUUCAACCCACAAAAUGGGGCUAAUCUUCCCGAAGUCCCUGUUAACCCACAAAAUGGGGCUCAUCUUCCCGAAGUCCCUGUUAACCCACAAAAUGGGGCUAAUCUUCCCAAAGUCCCCGUUAACCCACAAAAUGGGGCUAAUUUUCCCGAAGUCCCUGUUAACCCACAAAAUGGGGCUAAUCUUCCCGAAGUCCCUGUUAACCCACAAAAUGGGGCUCAUCUUCCCGAAGUCCCUGUUAACCCACAAAAUGGGGCUAAUCUUCCCUGUUAACCCACAAAAUGGGGCUAAUCUUCCCGAAGUCCCUGUUAACCCACAAAAUGGGGCUCAUCUUCCCGAAGUCUCUGUUAACCCACAAAAUGGG